This is a messenger RNA of Labeo rohita (rohu), 3223 nucleotides long. It is a transcript of the gene vgll4a, whose product is annotated as vestigial-like family member 4a. Bases 580 to 1359 code for a protein of 259 amino acids. Gene Ontology annotation, molecular function: transcription coactivator binding. The record is from RefSeq and is a predicted model, not a curated record. The transcript is spliced from 5 exons. NCBI's taxonomy places the organism in Eukaryota, Metazoa, Chordata, Actinopteri, Cypriniformes, Cyprinidae. Gene Ontology annotation, biological process: negative regulation of DNA-templated transcription.
AUGACUACAUAAAUAUUUUAAACACUUUUAUUAAAAUUGGUGUCACAGUUGUGACAGAAAAUGUACUAUACAAUUUGAAAUAUAGACAAAUAAACCAAAUGAGCUUUGUAAGAAAUGUAAAUAUAAUAAUUAAACAUUAAGUGUUUGUGGAAAAAAUACAACCAACAUUUUUUUAUGCGGAAACACACGGACUCCUGUCGAGCAGCGUUAGCAUUAUACUCACCUUUUACAAUCGCAACACAACUAACGUUACUCAUCACCUGUUUGACUGCUUUAUUUACCGUUUAUACAAACAAAAGGUCGUGCUUGACGAAUAUAGUCAAUAUUUUGGAUUUACAUCACUAAAGUAAGCUUUAGACGGACAGGUUAGCAUCUCGCAGCGCGAGCUAACAACUAAAAUAGCUCAGUAUGCUAAAAACAACGCAAACUUUUUAAAUCCUUAUUUCCACUUCUUAUCGUCAGCUGUUGUAAAGUUGCUUAUGUUUCCCCCUCUGAAAGACCUUAUUUUAUACCGUUACUAACUGCCGAGUUGGAGUAACCGAUUGGAUUUCUGCUUUAAAAGUAAAUGUUUGUGAUAAAAUGGAUAUCUUGAUUAAUCACUUCAUCAAUAAAAUGAACGACAACAUCAGCAGGCUGCAUUGUAAUACAUAUGAGGAUGAUUCAGGAGCAUCUAGGGUUCCUGUACAUAACUCAAGAUGUACACCCAUGAGCCCAACCAAGAGAAAACACCGUGAAAACUCUCUGAAUCAUCAAAAAGACUCUGAUGAAGAACAGAUGAACAAAAUGAGAUGCUUAUUAGGAUCACAUCUCAUGUAUUUUGCAGGUUUUUCUUGUGCUAUUUUUAGGAGAAAUUCGAAUGGAGACACUGGAAAUCAGGAGUUAUGGAAUUAUAGUCACACAUCUCUAAGUGGUCUCCAUAACCAUCAUCCAUUUGCACCAUUCCCUAUUUUUGCGGUGGAUCAACCCCUUGAGAUGACCAAACACAGCUUAGAUCCUACUAGAAGCAUGCUUCUUAUUCCUGGAUGUGGCACAAAACACCAGCAGAAUCGUCCAUCUGUAAUCACCUGUGCCCCUGCCAGCAACCGUCCUUGCAGUCUUUCCAGUUGCCACAUGUCCCCUAAUAGCUGCACAUCUGGAUCCACCAACAAGACCAAAGCAAACACUGCGUGUGACCCCGUGAUUGAGGAGCAUUUCCGCCGCAGUCUGGGGAAGAUCUAUGAGGAGCCGGCGCCUGUCUCUAACUCAGUGUGCAUUACAGGCUCAGUUGAUGACCACUUCACUAAAGCGCUGGGUGAUGCCUGGUUACAGAUCAAAGCCAAAGGCAAUGGCGGUACAACACCAGAUGAUGAGAGUCCAUGAUAAACUAACUUAACCACAAACAUAAACCCUGUGAGGUUAGCUCACUACAGAAGUGUACAAAAGACCAGAUUUCCAAGGUCCAGUCCAAAAAUAGUCCAAGAUUGGAGCAUUCAUUCGGAAUUCAGAACAGCAUACUAUCUUUUCAUUUGAAUUGCAUUGAAACUGCUUGUUGAAGCAUGUGUGACCAGGGGUGGGUGAUAUGACCAAAAUGUUGAGAAAUUUGUAGAAUUUUAUUUUUAUGUUUAAUUUUUUGGAUAAAUGUUAUAUCAGGAUAAUGAUAUAUAUCACAAUAUACUUCUUCAAAGCAGAGUGUAAACGUCUUCAAGCAAUAGCUGAAGAUAAGUAAACAGUCAGUAAUAAGAACAAAGAAGCAAAUGUCAAACAAAUAAUUAACACUGCUUUAAGUUUCUCCAGUAGAUCUAGCUAAUAGUAGUGUUAAAGUAAGAAAUGCUAAAAAAAUUGAAUAAAAUAACGUGUUAAAAACGGCAUCAUCUUUACUGUAUGUGUUAAAUAUAGAUUAAUUAUUAAAGCUACAAAAGCUACUCUAAAGUUCACUAACACUAAAGACAACACAAGCAUUUUGACAUGUUUGUAUGUAUUUGACUGGUUAGAUAUGCACCUGAAUUAAGUAUACAUAUAUUGCUUGGGGUGCGUGCUAAAUUGAGUUUUUCACAGCUUAUUGAGCUAUACAUAACUUUUUAAUAUCAAGAACAUCAUGCUAUAUGCUAUUUAUAUUAUUCAUAUACAUAUAUGCAUAGAACCUGAGCUCUUCCAAGGGUCUGUGCAUGACUUUAAAACUGUAAUAGCUGGUAUCUGUUUAAGAUUUUCUUUAUUCUCUUCACUCAGAUUACCUUUAUUUUUGUCAUUGACAUUAUCAAGAUAAGGAACUGCUGGGACAGUGUUCUCUAUAUUUUUCUAACAUGUUUCAUGAGAUGUGUAAGCAGCUGGCUUGGCCUCUGGAAAGGCACUGACACAUGCAGUAUCUGGCUUGAUUGAGUUUCAGAUCUGUGGAUCCUUUUCACAGAAUUUGUCAUUUUCUCCCAUGUAGGUUUUUCCUGCUGUAGUAAACUUCCAUGCUGUGGAAAAGUAAGAAGGGUUCAUAACACUUAACUUACUGAUUUGCAUAUACCAGUACCAAUUAAUAUAUUUAAUUAAAUUGCACAUUGACCUGAACAUGAGUAUCCACUGUCUCUAUGUUCUAGCUUAUUUCUUUUAGUGAGUCAUUUGUUUGUUGGCUUUUUUAAUUUUUAUUAGUCGACUUUUAUUAACCAGAACUAAAUGUGUGUGUGUGUGUGUGUGUGCUGUCUCAUAAUGCAGGAUAUACAUUUACAAUGAUUUCAUUUCCUCAUCUCUUGUCUUUCUUUUUUCUCUUUGUUUAACUUUCAGAAUGUAAAAUAUGACAAUCAUUACGCUGUGCGUGAUGAAUAAUUAAACAGUUACUCAUAGAAAAGUAUCUCAUUAACUGUUGUGCAUGCCGAUCUUUUUUCCUCGUAAUGUACCUGGUGGAUAUUCAUUUAAAUGUAAUACAUCAAAUACAACGUUGAUGUAAUACAUGCAAAUGUGUUGACCCAUCUUAUUUUACUAAACUGAAAGCUGUUUAGUGGUGAUUUGAACAAAGUCUCGCGAAUGUCCCGUUUGACAUGGGUAAAGCUCUAUUCAUAUGGAAAUUUAAAAAAAAAAAAUGAAAUGAAAUGGUAAUAUAACUGAGUUUGAAAUGACAGUGGCUGUGCUGUUACAUUCAAGUCCUGCACGUAUAUGGCAAAGAAAAUUAUUGUGAGACUGAUUUGUAACUUUGUAACUUUCUUUUUUCUUAAAAUUAGCAUUUUUAUAUUUUUUACAUCAAAUAAAGUCACCUCAAAACAAA